AUGCCUAUAGCAACAAACGGUGCACAUAUUGGAUCGCCUGUCAAGAAUCAAUCUUACAAUCAAGAUGUCGACGAUGAUCGUCGAGAACUUGACCGACCAGCUGAUGUCGUCGAAGAUAUGCGACAAAUGGGCCAACGACAACGUGUCAAAACAAUCCUCAAUUCAAGAGAAUUUCGUGACGAACUCGAAGCGAUUAUCACCGACGCAUUGAAACAUGGUCCACAUCCCGCAUCGUUGAUCGCGUUACAACAAAUCUCCGAACUAUUAUUACCACACACAUCGCGUUGGACAACCGUUUCUUCAUUAUCGCGUGCAGGUGGAUCUGUUAUUGUGCCAAUCAAUGACAUACGUGGUGUAGACUCACAGGGGUACUCGAAAAGUGAACGUUUACUUCGUUGUAAACUAGCAUCACUUUACCGUCUCGUUGAUCUUUUCGGAUGGUCACAAGGCAUUUACAAUCAUAUAACGGCUCGUGUCAAUCAAGAGCAGGAACAUUUCUUAAUUAAUCCAUUUGGUUUAAUGUAUCACGAAGUAACAGGCUCAAGUUUAGUCAAAGUUGACAUUGCUGGUAAUGUCAUUGAUUCGGGCAGCACAACGUAUGGAAUAAAUCGCGCAGGUUUUACACUUCAUUCGGCUAUUCACAAAGCACGACCGGAUAUAAAAUGUAUUAUUCAUUUACACACACCAGCCGUUGCUGCUGUUUCUGCAAUGAAAUGUGGACUGUUACCAUUAUCACAGGAUGCUUUAUUUUGCGGUAAAAUCUCCUAUCAUGAUUACCGUGGCAUCUUGAUCGAAGACGAUGUUAAGAAACUUCUUGUGGAAGACUUAGGUCCAAUCAAUAAGGUUAUGAUCUUACGUAAUCAUGGAUUUGUUGCAUGUGGUGAAACGAUUGAAGAAGCUUGGAAAUACGCUUACAAUGUUAUAAAUGCUUGCGAAGUUCAAGUUCGUGCCGCACCCAUCGGUAUUGAUCAGUUGUACUUACCAUCGAGUGAACAACAGAAACGGAUAUCCGAUGUACUCCAAGGCAAUUUAAAUGAAGCAACUGGAGAUAAAAAAUGGAAAAUAGGUGAAUUAGAAUUCGAAAGCUUGAUGCGCAUCUUGGAUAAUGCUGGCUUCCGUACGGGUUAUGUUUACCGUCAGCCGUUGAUUCGUACAAUUGAUAAAACAACAACAUUCAAAGAUAUCGAGGUUCCACCGGCUGCUUCGUCGGCGACAACAUUUGUCGAACAACUACUUCCCGAAGCUUAUUCACCAACACGUCAAGCUCAACGUACAACUGAAUGGCGUAAUUCACCAAAUGCUUAUUUACGACAAGAAGUAGAAGAAACAGGAACACCCAAUCCAAAGAAGGUUACUAAGUGGGUACCGGACACGGGCUUGAAACAUUCAACUCCAAUAAAAAUUGAUACAAAACAUCAAUUUGCUCCAAGUAACGUCGAUCCCAAAGAAUUGAAGAGUCAUCAGAAACAAAUAAAAGAAGAUCGCUUCAAUGAAAAAGUCUCUGCUGGUUAUCAAUCGAAACUUCUUGACAAUGGCGCUUGGGACGAUGCUACACAAACAAAAGAUCCUCAUCAACCAUCAACGGAAGCUGUCAUUGUUGUCGGUGCAGCAUCGAAAGGUAUCAUAAAACGUGAUCAACAAAACAAUGCUGUCGUUUACAAAACUUAUUACGCUCAAAAUCCAUUUGCUCACAUGGACGAUCAAGAAAUCGAAAAAUACAAACGAGAAGUUGAACAAAACCAAAUGCGUGAACAAGGUAUGUUUAAGCAAGAUUAA
This is a messenger RNA of Adineta ricciae, 1776 nucleotides long. The record is from the annotation of a GenBank genome assembly. NCBI's taxonomy places the organism in Eukaryota, Metazoa, Rotifera, Eurotatoria, Adinetida, Adinetidae.